AUGGAGAACUUAGAUUGUCAAGCAUACCUUACAAGUUUCAACACUAUGUCUCGAUUGGUUCCUUACUUAAUCACGCCAGAACCAAAGCGUAUAGCUCGCCUUAUUGGGGGUCUAGCCCCAGAAAUAAAGGCAAGUGUGAAAGCAUCGAGACCUGCUACGUUCAGGUCAGCGGCCGACCUGUCGCUAUCUCUUACACUUGAUGUAGUCAGAAACAAGGCAGCCAAAGCCUCUGAAGACGGAAAGCGUAAAAGGGAGGAGGAGGAUUCUCAUCGCUCCGAUAAGAAGACAGAGAGGAACUCUGAGGAUAAGAAGAGUUCCGGGCUUAAGAAAGACAGCCAGCAGUCGGGUGAGAAGACCAGGUGUGAAACCUGUAGGAAAUACUACCUGGGGAAAUGCAGAUUUGGAUUUCAGCCUCUGCCUUGUGGGAUUUGCAAGUCUAAAGAACAUAAGACGUUGGAAUGCAAGAAGUUGAAGGAUGCAACCUGCUACGGUUGCAACAAAAAGGGGCAUAUAAAGACUAACUGCCCUAGAAAUCAGAAGAAGCCCGAAGAAGCCAAGAGAUCAAACGCAUGA
Messenger RNA from Helianthus annuus (common sunflower), 573 nucleotides. RefSeq lists its product as uncharacterized. The record is from RefSeq and is a predicted model, not a curated record. The transcript has a single exon. Lineage: Eukaryota; Viridiplantae; Streptophyta; Magnoliopsida; Asterales; Asteraceae. Gene Ontology annotation, molecular function: nucleic acid binding; zinc ion binding. The coding region runs from base 1 to 573 and encodes 190 amino acids.